Messenger RNA from Trichophyton benhamiae CBS 112371, 1293 nucleotides. RefSeq lists its product as uncharacterized. The record is from RefSeq and is a predicted model, not a curated record. The transcript has a single exon. Gene Ontology annotation, biological process: RNA catabolic process; ribonucleotide metabolic process. Gene Ontology annotation, cellular component: nucleoplasm; ribonuclease H2 complex. Lineage: Eukaryota; Fungi; Ascomycota; Eurotiomycetes; Onygenales; Arthrodermataceae. Bases 1 to 1293 code for a protein of 430 amino acids.
AUGAAGACUAGGGCUGGCUCUGGCAAGGCACCAGCUCCUACUGAUGAUGGAGCGAUGGUUAAACCAGCUGCUGAGCCGCCGAAGUUUUACAAGACAUUGAUCCUGCCCUCUGCUGCCUCCGAAGACGCGCGAUUUAUCCAGCUUCAAAACCCCCGAACGAGCAGGCUGACCAGGUAUUACUUCUGCCCAAAGCUGGGCGUGUUCGAAUUCACGUCAGUUUCGCCUCCAACCACCACACCGCGGAGCUUUUUGUUCGUCAAUUCAACAGACGGGGACACUCGGCAAAAGGACGCAGGAUCGGAGGGACAACCAGCGGGAGACAAUGGGUUUACUUCGAAGACCGGCCAGCUUCAUGUUGCCACACCCGUUGACAUUAUGUUUUUUAUCCUACCGAUAAUUGUGCCUUCGAGUCACAGCUCAGAGCGUAACCUUUUCCAGCCUCUAGACGAUAUAAUAGAUGCCAACGAGGAUAUUUCUCCUCAUCUCCGCAAGGUUUUAUAUACCACAGAAUUCAGAAAAACUGUUCAAAGAAGAAUGGCAUCAGUGUGCGAAACAAUUGACGCCGAUGGCAUGAUGUUCAGGUUCAGUGAAAAGAAGCUUGUGGAGGAGCUGCUGGCCAAAGCUGAAAGGAUGGUUAAGAACGGACUUCCUCCUAGUCUUGAAGCUAGAUUUGUACAUCAGGCACUGGAACCUCCCAUGAUCAGCGUGAGCAAAAUAUCAAGUACCCAACCAGGCGACGAAGCGAAUGAAAACGAAAAAGAUACCCAGCCAACUCAAAGUACAAGUGAUUCCCAAACCUCCCCUGAGAUGGCAACUACACAAAACUCGUUAUCAACCAACCGAACCGAACCGGCAGACUCUCAAGAGGAGGUGUCUGUGCCAAAACGAAAUUACAGCCCAGAAAUAGCUCAUCUUAUGCGUCUCCGAGCGGCCCUGUCCUUUAUACAAUCCUCCUACCUCCAACCCAAUCUAUCAAUAAGAGUUUCUGACGCUCUAAGCUCUUCAUCAUCUCCAAAAGACUUUACCGCUCUAGAUGAGUAUCUACAGAAUCUUGCAAAUCUUCGUGCAGAAGCGCAGGCAUCGAGAUCAAUGUAUGACAUGUCGAGACGGAAGCGAGGGUACGAGGAUGACGAAACCGCCGAAGAGAAAGCAGAAAAGAAGAGAAAGGCACAAGAAGAGGAAAAGAAGAAAAAGGCGAAUAUGUCUCGAGGGGUACGGGAUUUGAAGAAAGUUAAUACUUCUGGCAUGCAAAAGUUAUCUUCUUUCUUUGCCAAAGCACCCGCGAAGAAAUGA